Nothoprocta perdicaria is the source of this 1151-nucleotide messenger RNA. RefSeq names its product cytokine receptor like factor 1 (gene CRLF1). Bases 1 to 1134 code for a protein of 377 amino acids. Gene Ontology annotation, biological process: cytokine-mediated signaling pathway. The transcript has 8 exons. The record is from RefSeq and is a predicted model, not a curated record. NCBI's taxonomy places the organism in Eukaryota, Metazoa, Chordata, Aves, Tinamiformes, Tinamidae. Gene Ontology annotation, molecular function: protein binding; cytokine receptor activity. Gene Ontology annotation, cellular component: external side of plasma membrane.
AUGGGAGACACCGGGAGCUGGUGCCACCCCGCCGUCAUCUCCCCGCAGGACCCCACGCUGCUCAUCGGCUCCUCGCUCACGGCCACGUGCACGGUGAGCGCCGGCUCGCGCUUGCGCGCCCAGGACCUGUACUGGACGCUCAACGGGCGCCGCCUGCCCGCGGCCACCUACGCGGCGCUGGGGGCCACCACGCUCAGCGUGGCCCUCGCCCACCUCAACGGCUCCAAGCAGCAGUCCGGGGACAACCUCGUGUGCCACAGCCGCGACGGCGGCAUCCUGGCCGGCUCCUGCCUCUACGUCGGACUGCCUCCGGAGAAGCCGGUCAACAUCUCCUGCUGGUCCAAGAACAUGAAGGACCUGACGUGCACGUGGGCACCGGGCACCGAGGGGGAGACCUUCCUGCACACCAACUACACCCUCAAGUACAAGCUCAGGUGGUACGGCCGUGACAACACUUGCCAGGAAUACCACACAGCCGGGCCCUAUUCCUGCCACAUCCCCAAGGACCUGGCGCUCUUCACGCCCUACGAGAUCUGGGUGGAGGCCUCCAACCGCCUGGGGGUGGCCGUGUCCGACGUGGUCAUGCUGGACAUCCUUGACGUGGUGACCACGGACCCGCCGCCCGACGUGCACGUGAGCCGCGUGGGCGACCUGGAGGACCAGCUGAGCGUGCGCUGGAGCUCGCCGCCCGCGCUCAAGGACUUCCUCUUCCAAGCCAAGUACCAGAUCCAGUACCGCGUGGAGGACAGCUCCGAGUGGAAGGUCGUGGACGACGUGGGCAACCAGACGUCGUGCCGCCUGGCCGGCCUGCGCCCCGGCACCGUCUACUUCGUGCAGGUGCGCUGCAACCCCUUCGGCAUCUACGGCUCCAAGCGCGCCGGCAUCUGGAGCGACUGGAGCAACCCCACGGCCGCCUCCACGCCGCGCAGCGAGCGCGCGGCGGGCGGCUGCGAGCCCAAGGGCGGCGAGCAGAACAGCACCCUGCGGCGCGAGCUCAAGCAGUUCUUCGGCUGGGUGAAGAAGCACGCGUACGGCUGCUCCAACCUCAGCAUCAAGCUCUACGACCAGUGGCGCGUGUGGCUGCAGAAGUCGCACAAAGCACGGAACCAGGUGCUACCCGGAGAUAAGUUGUAGCCCCUGCAGCGCCCCCA